Podarcis lilfordi (Lilford's wall lizard) is the source of this 10311-nucleotide messenger RNA. NCBI's taxonomy places the organism in Eukaryota, Metazoa, Chordata, Lepidosauria, Squamata, Lacertidae. The record is from the annotation of a GenBank genome assembly.
AUGUCUCAGGAAGCAUUGAAGGAAAUUAUGGACAAGAAGUUGGAAGAAGCUGGAAAGGCUGCUCCUGAAGACCAGUUGUUUAUGCAUGAUGGGGGUUUAUAUCCUCGCAUAGUCUGUUGUCCCGACACAAUGAAAAUUCUUGACACGUUUGAAGCUCGGAGUGAUGAUGUGAUAUUAGUGGGAUACGCCAAAACUGGUGAGUAUGCAAGAAAUACUUGGAGUGUGUUUGUGUGAGAGAGAAAAUAAUAAUAAUAAUAAUAAUAAUAAUAAUAAUAAUAAUAAAGCAUUUAUAUUAUAAUAUUAAGGUUCUUAAUAUUAUAGCAGAAACCUAGUUGUGAAACAUUUAGUGAGCUCUCUUGGUGAAAGAGUUUUCAAAAGAAAAAGACAAAACACUUGUAUUAAGACAGGGGUCAGCAAACUUUUUCAGCAGGCAGCUGGUCCACUGUCCCUCAGACCUUGGGGGGGGGGAUGGACUAUAUAUUUUUUUCGGGGGGGGGAGAACGAAUUCCUAUGCCCCACAAAUAACCCAGAGAUGCAUUUUACAGCAGAGAAUGUGGUGUCAUGAGGGCAGAUGGUGUAUUUACCUAUAUACAGGCGGUGACCAUUUUGCGUAGGGGUUCUGUUCUUGGCCCUCUCGCAUGUCGGCAGAGCACGCAGAAGCUCGCCCUGUGUUACACCCUGUUACAUUUCAUUACAGGGUGGAUAAAAAUCAAUGGGUUUUUUAAAAAAAAAAUCAGAUUUUUUUCCCUUAAAAAUGAUAUUUAUUCCAAAUUUAAAAUUACAAAAAAACCAAAAAACAGAACAUUGCAAGAUACAAAGAAAAAUUUAACCAUAACCAUAACAGAACAUAGCAUAAAAAGAGAAAAAAAAGAACAAUAAAAUACAAUAAAAAAGACAGAACAAAAAAUAUAGAAAAGCAUUGCAUUAAAAUAGAACAAAAACAAAUUAAACCUUUACAUAACUUUUUCCCUUUACUUAUUUCCUUGACCUCCUCUCACCUCCUAAUUUUGUAUUCUAGUUGAGAUCGUUUUUUUCCAGCAAAUCCUUCCAAUCUUAUUUUCAUUUGCGUAAUUUAAUUUAAAGUGUUAUAAUUAAAUAUCCUCUAUUUCAUCAAUUUCAUCAACUCAUUUUUACUUAAUCCUUUAUCUCAUAUCUACCAAAACUGCCUAAUUUUCUUUUUCCAACAUCUUUCUAACAUUCUUUAAUAUUAUAAUGCUUUUGAAGAUAUAUUUUGAAUUUUUUCCAAUCUUCUUCCACCGACCCUUCUCCCUGGUCUCGAAUUCUGCCAGUCAUCUCAGCCAAUUCCAUAUAGUCCAUCAUUUUCGUCUGCCAUUCUUCUCGGGUGGGUAAUUCUUGUGUCUUCCAAUACUUUCCGAUGAGUAUUCUUGCUGCUGUUGUAGCAUACAUGAAAAAGGUUCUAUCCUCCCUUCGCACCGAUUGUCCGACCAUGCCCAGAAGGAAGGCCUCUGGUUUCUUCUGGAAGGUAUACUUAAAUACCUUUUUCAUUUCAUUAUAAAUCAUCUCCCAGAAGGCCUUGAUCCUUGGGCAUGUCCACCAAAGGUGAAAGAACGUACCCUCAUUCUCUUUACAUUUCCAACAUUUAUUAUCAGGCAGAUGGUAAAUUUUUGCCAGCUUGACUGGGGUUAAGUACCACCUGUAAAUCAUUUUCAUUAUGUUUUCUCUUAAGGCAUUACAUGCCGUAAACUUAAUACCUGUGGUCCAUAACUGUUCCCAGUCAGCAAACAUAAUAUUGUGUCCAACGUCUUGUGCCCAUUUAAUCAUAACAGAUUUAACUGUUUCAUCCUGAGUAUUCCAUUUCAACAGCAAGUUAUACAUUCUUGACAAAUUCUUGGUUUUAGGAUCUAAGAAUUCUGUUUCCAAUUUUGAUUUUUCCACCUGAAAACCAAUUUUCUUAUCUAAAUUAUAAGCCUCCCCAGAUUUUUUUAUUUAAAUUGGAUUUUUAAAAAUUUAAAUGGGAUUUUUUUAUUUAAAUUGGAUUUUUUAAAUUUAAAUUGGAUUUUUAAAAUAAAAUGCUUUUGGAGGUAAAAUCUUUCUAAAGAUAGUUUUCUAUUUAAGUUACAUUAUAGUCCAAAGGCUAUUCAUCAGGAAAUAAGAAUCUGUCUUAAGUUUUUCAUGUGUGCUAAAAGUCAGUCUAAGUUUUUCUUUUUUAAAAAAGUUUAACCACAUCAGUUACCAAACAUGGAUACAUAUGCUAUCAUGUUAUUGCUUUAGUUAAAUAAAUUGUUUAAAUUGUUAUUAAGGAAAUGAUUGUUUUUCUCCUUCCCAUAAUGUACAGCAGAAAAGUUGUCCAAAUAUAAACAGUUAACUUAUUAAACCUCACAAUAAUUUCAUAAUUAACUGUCUAUGUAUUUCUAAUAGUACAACCAAAUCAGUAAUUUUUGAUAUAACUGUAAAAACUACUCUGAAAAUUUAUUUUUCCAAAAAUGAAACCUUCAUCUGGUUGUAAAUAUUAAGAUUAUACCAGCAAGAAUGAGUCUUUCUGUCAAAAUAAAUAAAAAUGAUUUAAAUCAAGUCUUACUGACUAGUGAUUUAAAUCAUGAUUUAAACAGAUUUGAUUUAAAUCAAAUCCACCCUGCUUCAUUACACCCUGGCUCACAGUCAGCUAACAAGAUGCCUAAAUAAAUAAAAAUAUAUUUUACAAGGCACCUAAAACCCCUCAGGGUUGGCAUCAACAAGAUAUGUGAGGGGAGACUGUUCCACAAAUGGGGUGCCCUCUCAUGGGCAACUGUAACAUUGUUUUGUUUUGUUUUUCAAUAUCAAUCUCAAACCUUUUGUUGGCAUAUAGACAAAAUCCCAAAGGGUUCAAUACAAUAAAAUCAUUCUGCCCUGCUCAGCUCCAUCACAACUUUACUUCUUGCAAAGCCCAUGGACCUAGAGAAACAGAGAUAUAUGGGGAAACAUAGAUCUAUAAAGGCAGAAUUCAAAGGAACAGAGUGACAGUGGUGAAAUAAAAAAAUUAAGCCCCAAAGGGGGGGAUUGAAAUAAUAAAAAAGGUCUUAUAUAACAAAUGUUCAUAAAUGUACCAACCAAGCACAUACAUAGAUAUGUGGACCACAUGUCUCGAACAGCACAGGAAGACUGCCCUGAAACCAUUUUGACUCCCAAACUGACCAAAUGUUUUCUCUGCAAGGAGAGAGGGGGUGAGGGAACCUUCCCAUUGUCUCAGGAAGUGAGUAAUCACCAUCUCAAAGGAAUGGCCAGACUACCAGAAAGGCAAUCAGAAAAGGCAUUGUCAGAUCACCUGGCAGACAGGAAAAACAACAACAUUCAAAUUUCUGUUGUAGACCACUUUUUCUGUGAUGUAGGUAUGAUGUUUGUGGGGGGUGGUCUUGGGUUACACCCCUUCUGUGAUGUAUGUAUGGAGGGGUGGUCUUGAGCUCCAGGGAAGGCAAUUUAAAAUGUCUAUAUAAGGGCAGGCACACCUUGGUUCUGGAUCCUCCUCCUUUCCUGCGUGUGAGGAAGGCACCCUGUUGCAACAGUUCAAUAAAGAUCAGGCUUACUAGCUGCUUUGCUUCUCAAUAUUCUCUGGUUGGCCUCUGUUAUUUUCUCCUGCCAAUGGAGAACCUACAACGGACUCUAUAAGGGCUCUUGUUUCCCCCAUAAGGGAAUAAGGGCAGAUUUUGUUUAUUACAGAGGAGACCCUGAUCUGAAUUGGGAGAGGUUAAUGGACAUCAUUCUUAAGUUAGGUCUAGGGGAAAGAACCCCCUAAUCAUCUGAAUCAGCCUCAUUAUCACCCCUGCAAAAAAACAAAAACAAAACAAAACCAAUGCAAACCACUGUACACAUAUGGUCUUAUCUAUGUUGUAAAAGGUAAAGGACCCCUGACAGUUAAGUCCAGUCGCAUACGACUCUGGGAUUGCGGCGCUCAUCUCGCUUUACAGGCCAAGGGAGCCGGCAUUUGUCCACAGACAGUUUUUCUGGGUCAUGUGGCCAGCAUAACUAAGCCGCUUCUAGCGCAAUGGAACACCGAAACCAGAGCAGCGCACGGAAACUCCAUUUACCUUCCUGCUGGAGCAGUACCUAUUUAUCUACUUGCACUUUUUGGCGUGCUUGGCAGGAGGUUGGCAGGAGGUGGGACUGAGCAACGGGAGCUCACCCCACUGCAGGGAUUCGAACAGCCGAUCUUCUGAUUGGCAAGCCCAAGAGGCUCAGUGGUUUAGACCACAGCCCCACACGCGUCCCCAUAGCACCACCUGCUAUGUUGUAUUCCUCUGCAAAACAAAACACCCUACCCCUUUUGGAGUCUCCCGGAACAUUCAAUUUGAUUGUACACGGGUGGCACUGUGGGUUAAACCACAGAGCCUAGGGCUUGCAGAUCAGAAGGUUGGCGGUUCGAAUCCCUGUGACAGAGUGAGCUCCCGUUGCUCGGUCCCGUCCUACCAACCUAGCAGUUUGAAAGCACAUCAAAGUGCAAGUACCGUAGAUAAAUAGGUACUGCUCUGGCGGGAAGGUAAACAGCAUUUCUGUGCGCUGCUCUGGUUUACCAGAAGUGGCUUAGUCCUGCUGGCCACAUGACCCAGAAGCUGUAUGCCGGCUUCCUCGACCAAUAAAGUAAGAUGAGUACCACAACCCCAGAGUCGUCUGCAACUGGACCUAAUGGUCAGGGGUCCCUUAACCUUUACUAUUCUUUAUCCUAUAUGCACACCACAACUACAUUCAAAUUCCAUGGUUAUGAAUCUCGUUUCUGAAGAUCCUUUGGUUGCGCAAUAGUGAUGCAAGGCCUAUGUUACAGUAGGUAUGAGGAGUCUCUUUCUGUGAUUUCUAACAGUCCUUUGGCAUUCCUUCAGGUACUAACUGGGUUGGUCAGAUUUUAAAAGAGUUGGAAGCUGCAUCUGGAAAAUACGAUGAUGAAGAAAUGAAGCGGAGGCAGCAAAUAGAGAAAGAACUAAAAUUACUGCCAUACCUUGAAUUUGGAGAUCCUGGGAAGUUUGAGGUCGGUAUUGGAGAGAAUAGUGCAUAGCUUGAUGCAUUUGAACGACAUGAGAGAUACCAUGUGGUCUUCUCCAACCUACUGCCCUCCAGAAAUAUGCAGUCAGUUUCAUGAGUUAGUGCCAUUGGGGUGGGUAGAGAGAACACAUUGGUGUGGCUGGCUUCCCUGCUUUGAAUUCAGUUUUUCCGUGCUGAAGCUCAACUCAGUGCCAAAGCUCAACUCAGAACCUCUUCUGGGCAUUUUUGUUUGGAUGAGCUUGUAGAAGCCAGAGACAAAAACAAGUGACUUCAGCUGUGCCUUGUCUGGCUUCCUAAUAUUUAAGGCUGCAAUCCUAACCCGAUUUACCAGGGAGUGAACUCCAAUGAAUUCAACAAGACUUACUUCUGCAUAGAAAUGGUUACAUUCAGAGUUAUGUGAAGCAGCUCUUAAUGUGUCAAACUUGUGGAUUAUUCCUAUAGUACAAUCGAACCACCCUGCUAUUUUCGGACAAAGGGAUGUUAACAUUUCUCUUUUUUUCUAACAUGUUACUAAAGAGGUUGAAGAAGUUACCUUCCAGAAGAGUGAUCAAAACACAUCUCAUUCCUCAAAAGAUUCCCAAAUCUAUUUUCCAAAAGAAGGCAAAGGUAAGUUCACUGCUUAAAGUUUCCUCAAUCCAUCCAUCCAUUUAGAAUAUUUAUAUACCACUUCUCAUGAAAAAUUCAUCAAAUUGGCUUGCAUACCAAAAUAUGGCAAUGAACAAACUCUUGUUUCAGAUUCUGGUCAGAAUAAACUUUAGGUUUGUUUCUUUCAUUUUUACAAUGGAAAACUGUUUUAUUCAAAACCAAGGGCAGAAGUUUUUCAGUCUCCUUGUAUAAGAAGGAGGAGAGAGCAGAGGUGCAGCCCAUGAGUCUAAGGUUUGCUGCAGCUUUAAAAAAUAAUGCUAAAGAAUACCUUAGCAUCAUGCCCAGCCACUGAAUGGUUGCAUUCUGCAUGGCAGAAGGUUUUCAGGGUCUCAAGCAGAGGCUUUUGCCAUCCUAAGGAUGGCUUUCUGCUAAGGAGUCCCAUCAGCCAAAGGAUUUACACUUGUUCAAAAAGUCUUUGCCUCUCUCUGUACAUGCCCCAUGUCCUCUCCAAAUCUGCUCCAAAGGGUUGGGGGAAACUCCAGAGUAGUUUAAGGGGGAGUACAAGGAAAGGAGAGGGUGAGGCCUUCUGUUGCACAAGCAGAAAUCCUUGUGCUGAUGGAACAGUGGCUUUGGGGCUACAUUGGAUUCCACCCUGAUGCUGUAAUCCUGUAAAAUUUUUACCUGGGAUUCUGAGGAAUUGACUUCCAUGUUCAGCGAACAAUUUCUAACAAUGAGCUAGGAGCUCAUCUCAUUAUUAUUUUUUAAGGGGUUUGUCCCCUUGUUUUAUACUCUUUCUCUAAACUUCGUCAUAUUAAUUCAUGGCCAAAUACACAAAUAUUUUCAUACUACGGAUUAAAGAAAAAGUUUAGAUGAUUUAUGUUUUUGGUGUUAUGGGUAUGAACUUUGUCCCUCUAGUUUUGCAUAUCUGUUCUGCCUCUUUCUGUUUUGAAGAUCCUGGUUUUGUUUCGAAAUCCGAAAGACACGGCUGUAUCCUACUUCCAUUUUUCCAAAGGCAUGAGCAUCGUCCCUGAUCAGAAAACCUGGGAUGAUUUCUUCUCAGAAUUUAUGAAUGGAAUAGGUAUGUGCCUCUUCCAUUCAGCCUAUUAAAUUCUAGACUAGGUACAACAGAAAUAUGAAUUUGUAAGAAGAAGAAAAGAUCAUGUUGCUCUAAAUUGUGAAUUACAAGAAAACCAAAGUCAUGGUUUUCUCAAGAAACUACAUAAGGCCCAUAGAUGGCGCAUGGACAACCAGCUAAUUGAACAGGUCAAAGUCUUCAAAUAUCUUGGUCUUAUUUUCCAAUUUAUGGGGUCAUGGGGAGCACACCAGAAAUGUGCAAAAGAAAAAGCAUCCCAAAGUGCCAAAAUUCUGACAUGUUUUUUCUACACAAAAGGUGGUAAACAUAUACCAUCGGUCCUGGAAGUGUUCCAAGCUAAACCCCUCGCACAGUUAUUAUACAGGGCUCAGACUUGGACCUUGGAUCUACAGAAGCUGUCCAAUCAAAGUUUUUAAGGCAAUUUUUCUCUGUACCACCCUGUAUCCCAAACGCCUAGAGCAGUGGUGGCCAAACUUGGCGCUCCAGCUGUUUUGGGACUACAAUUCCCGACAUCCCUGACCACUGGUCCUGUUAGCUAGGGAUGAUGGAAGUUAUAGCCCCAAAACAGCUGGAGGGCCAAGUUUGGAUACCACUAGCCUAGAGGCUAGUCUUCCCUCAGUAGAGUUACGGAUUUGGCGUAAAAGACAUAACAUAGGACCAUCAGUAAACAAGAUCCAUGGAAGACAUUUUGAGAAACAUUUUCACAUGCUACCUUUCCAAACAUUAGCUUGCAUAAGCAAAUGUUACUUGUGGAAAAUGAAUUCAGAUUUUACAUAAAAGCCUUUAUCAUUGUCUUAUCAGAGAUUUGUUACAUGAAUAAAAUGUUCUGCUUUCUUCUUACUAGUUCCCUAUGGCCUUUACUUUAAUCAUAUCAUUGAAUGGAACAAGUAUCUGGAUGACAAAAAUAUUAUGUUUAUUACCUAUGAGGAACUAAAAGAGGUAAAUAACACUUUUUAAAAUUUAUUUUUAAUUUUUUAAAGCAUUUCUAAUGGAGAGUGUGUGAAGGAAAUUGAAACAGGAUUUAAAUCAUGGUUUCUGCUCAUCUCUACCCUCUUUGACUGGUAAACAGCUCAUGAAUGUUUUCUUUCAAAAUACAACUUCUGGAUUUGUUAAAUCUUAUUUUGACUGGAUUUCUGUAAGUCACUGAGGACUAUUUCUUCAUAGACAGUUCCAAACAAUUACAGCUUGCAAGGAAAGACACAUCUGGAAACAAUAAUAAGGUCACAUGUUUUUCUGUUACAAAACAUAUUGUUUAGUAGUCAAAGAACAACUGAGCAGGAUUGAAGAAAGUUAUGUGCUGGUUGCAACUCUUGUGUAGAACAAAAACAGGAACUGGGGAUCUGGAAAAGUUUCAUGAGGUCACAGUAUUUUUCAUUUGUGACACCUUUGUUUUCUUUAUCCAGAACACAGCUUUGGGAAUAAAAAAAUUAGCUGAAUUCUUUAAUUUUUCUGUGACGGAACAAGAUAUUCAAUCCAUUACGGAGAAGACCAGUUUCAACAGCAUGAAAGAAAAAUCCCAUGAAACCCAUGGAAAAAUGGGCAACACUCUUUUCCGUAAAGGUAACAUUCUUAUACAGGGGUCAGCAAACUUUUCCACCGGUGGGCCAGAUCGCCUGCGCACAGGAGCAUGGGCACCCGUGCGCAUGCACACAUGCCCGCUGCUCUUUCCUCGCUGGCUUUCAGAGCCAUGGCGGGGAAGGAUGAGGAGGUGUCUGUGGCUUCCUAUUGGCUGCAGGAGUUUCCUGCAGCCAAUAGGAAGCUGUGGCUGCAUCCCAGAAGUCAGUCGCCGUGUGGAGCUAAACAGUGCACUGCCCCGGUUUAGCUCCAUGCAGGGACUGACUGAGUGGGCGGCAAGGGCCAGGGCCUUGGGCUGAAUCCAACCCGCAGCCCAUGGUUUGCCAACCCCUGUUCUAAUAUGUUAAAUUACUAUCAUCAACAGUACAUACCUUGCUUCUCUAGUACGUUUUCUUCCAGAAACAUUGUGCAGUAUGAGAAGUAAGCCUAUAAGUGGAAUGUUUUAAAGUAAAUCUAUAACUGUAGCACAGUCUUAUGACUGCAUUGUACCACUCUAGUAUGUAGAUCGGGAUUGUAUGUUUCAGUGAUGCUCUAUUGAGGGAGAGAAACCACACCUCCGUAGUGCUUCAGUUACAUCAGGUAGAAAGUAGCCUAGAAUCUGUUGUUUUCAUGAAUAUGCCACAAACCUACCUUUCCUCUUGGAUUUCAGGGCUCUGCUUACAGUUUUUCCACAUGAAUUCAUCCACAUAUUUAGUGAAUAUUGGUUGUUCUGUUUUCAUCAUUUACAAUAUAAGUUGUUUAGAUAUUUUUAUUACGUUAAGUGCUAUAGCAUUUUAAUGAUCAUAACCAUAAUGAUAACAAUAAUUUAUUAAAUUUGUACACUGCCCUUCAUCCAUAGAUUUACAAUAUAAAAAACACAAAAUACAUAAUGAAAAUGGGAAUAAAAAUAAGUAUCCUCCCACCCACAACACAUUUAAAAAUGCAUUGGAUGUCAAUCAGCUCAAGGUUUGGUUUAAGUGGAAAGUUUUUGCCUGGUGCCUAAAGGUAUAUAAUGAAGGUGCCAGCCGAACCUCCCUGUGGCGAUCCACUGCAGAAAAUGCUAGUUCUCGUGUUGCCACUCCACAGACUUUUCAUGGAGAGGGCACACGAAGAUGGGCCUUAGAUGAUGAGUGCAGGGUUUGGGUCGGUUCAUGUAAGGAGAGGUGGUUCUUGAGGUAUUGCGGUCCUGAGUCAUUUAUAUUUAUCAUAAUAUAUUUUUGCCUCUGAAGGGCACACUCUCAACAAAACAUUCAUGGUGGAUUGCAGUAAAACAACAACAACAAACCAUCACUACCAACAACGAGGUGUCCAUAAAACCAUAAUCAGUCUGAAACAAUCCCAGGCUGCAAUUGUAUUCAUUCUUACCACUCAGUUUCAUACCACUCAGUGCAACAUUCUUUGGCGCUCUAAAAUAAGUAAGCACAUAUUGCAAGAUGGCAACCCACAAAAGCUCACUGAAAUGAAAUAUUCUACAGCCCUAUACAGGCAUUCACCCAAAUGUGUGUGGGCUGAAAAUCGGCAGGAGACAAUGCAGUAUCCCUGUCCAACUUCCUGAUCAGAGGGGAUCCCAGUCCCAAGGAAGAUGCUAAGUGUGUUUACCAAAACAUAUUAACAACCCCCCUUCAAACUUUCCCUGCUACAGGUGGGGACACCAGGGACUUUGUUUUCCCGUGCACCCUUGUCCCCUCCCGACUUUUAGCCCAUGUGUGUGGUCCCAGACAGCAGAAGAGGGCUUUUGCUGUAACAAGCAGCAAAGGGGCCAAGUGAACCUGACUUGGGGAGCUGCUUUACAUUUUAGGCACCUGAAAAGGUCCAGUUUCAGGGGCCCAUCUGGCGGUAGUUGUGGAGAAUUAAAAGCAGGGGCUCAUUUAAGAUAACACUUCCAUGUGUCUGAUAAAGUGACUCCAGUCACCUAAAGCUCAUGGCACAAUAAAUCUCUCUCUCUUGUACUAUAAUCUUUAUUAUGUUUUAUAUUUGCAGGCAUAGUAGGUGACUGGAAGAGUGUCUUCUCUGAGAGCCAGAAUGAAGAAAUGGAUAGAAAAUUUGAGGAGGCUGCAGGAAGAACUAAGCUUGGAAAGAUGUUGAAGUACGACCUAUAUUGCAAGAGCUAA